Molecule: messenger RNA, 10983 nt
Organism: Rhipicephalus sanguineus (brown dog tick)
Lineage: Eukaryota; Metazoa; Arthropoda; Arachnida; Ixodida; Ixodidae
Gene: Hers
Product: proteoglycan 4
Exons: 11
Coding region: 1218-4871 (1217 amino acids)
Molecular function (GO): chromatin binding
Source: RefSeq, a predicted model, not a curated record
CGGCGACCGCGGCAGUCUCAGGGGUGGGGGGUUGCGAAGGCUUUCCUCGCUGCCUCAGUGUUUCUUUUCAUUUUGUUUUCUUGAGUGUCGUGUCGGUCCUUACCGCCUUCGGCCCUGGAUUUUACGCCGUGCCCUCGACGUCGCCAUCAACGUAAGUUCGAUACGACUUCUCUGCUUUCGGAAGGGAGUCGACUACGUUGCCGCGCCGCGCGCUCUCGUAGUCGGUCGCCUUCCUACGGCGCGCGCGUAGAAAACGGGCGCAGCCAGCGGCAGCACUGCAUGCGAGCGAAGCCAGGAAAAAAAAAAAAAAGGAAUACAAGUAGCGCCAUCUGUCGACGCAGCUGUCAAGCAAGCUGUGUCGCCAGUCGCUGCUAGAAGUGCGAGGGGUUGCUAAGCCUAACGCCACGCUUAUUUCUCCUCAUUUCUCCUCCUCGCGUUAUCUUCCCUCGCCGCUUGCCCGCGCUACGCCCGUUCUAGCGGCGUUUUUCUGUGGCUGCUGCGGACAUCGGCAGCAGCAGCGGCUUGCAAGUAGCCCCGGAAAACGACUGGCAACAAACGAAAAAGCAAAACAAGUGCGGCGUCUUUCCAAACAAGACUUCUCCGUGGUUUGUGGUGGUCGCGGAAUAUCGCCGUUUCCAAGCCGAAGGGAUGCUCGUUCCUUUCUUCGACGGUGUUCACAAGUGGUGGUUGUGCUGGUGGUGUUAAGUAGUGGUGGUGGUUGUGUUGCUGCUUGGUGUGUAGUGCAGCGAGGGAGGAGGCCAGCGCCAGCUAUUCACGCUGGCCGGCCUUGCACUGUGAAUGCCGCUGCACCGUCGGCCAACGAACGGCAGUGUCGUGGAUGAGUCGCAAUCCACUGCGUGUUGUUCCCUGCGCCGCUGGCUCGCUGGACCCUGGGUCGUUCCGUUUCUAUGUGCACUGCCAUAGCAGCCCCUUUCCUUGCGGUCCUCGGUGAGCUGGCUUCCCCAACGCGUUGCGUCUCCUGAACGUCGUCUCAAGGGCAGCUCAUCGGUUCUUCGUUUCUACUUUGCGCUCGCGUGUGUCUCUCUUUGUUCGUGGUGGUGGUUGGGAGUAGCGUGUGGCGCUGGCCCUGGCGUCGUCGGCAUCCCGAUCACGGCGGUGAUGGCCGCCCCGGCGCGCGCGCCGGAGAAGAACCAGCGUUGGCGGGUCUGCAGCGCGGCUGUGUCGACCACGAGCUCCGCCGAGCGUCAUCAGGCGCGAUGAGCGAACGCCAGCAGCACGGCCGCCAGCAGCAGCCGCACCGCCGGUCCUCUUCGUCCCAGGCCUCGGAGGCGCCGGACGCCGGCCGCAAGCUGAAGCGGCCCAAGAAGGAACCCGCGGCGGCGUCGCCCGCGAGGGCUCCGACGUCGUCGACCUCCACGCGGUCUGCCCCCUCGUCCCGACGUCCCAGCGAACCGGUCAAGGCGGCCGCGGUCGCCACGUCCGCGCGUAGGAACUCCAAGUCCAAGGCACAGCCACCUCCCAAGCCCCAGCCAAAGCGGAAGCCCGAGCCGCCGCCGGCUAGGCACAACGGAGAGCGCGUCGGCCGCAAGCGCAGAGCGGGUGUUGGCCGUUCGCAAGGCAUCCUGGGCCUGUGCGACUCAUUCUCGUCGCAGUGCGACCUGCGGGGCAGUCGCUCUGCUUCCGCAGUUGUGCCGCCGGGGGCCGGUGGUGGUGCCCGGACGGUUGAGCCGGUCCCGAGCCCCGGCCCCAACCUGCGGCCCAAGUUUCCCGCCUUCCUGGCGUCCAUGGCGGCGGUCGAGGAUUGGCCCACGGCCCGCGUCCAGCGUGUCGCCAGCCUCAAUGCUAUGGCCAAGGUGCACAUCUUGUACGAGAACGAGAGCCGCCCGGCCAUCGUCGAAGCAGACGACGCGCAGGAGGACUGCAAGGCCCUGGUGCCGCUGAGGACGGACCACCUGCCAUCGCCGUCCCCGCCGCCGCCGCAGUCUUCUCCGCCCCCGUCUCCUCCCGCGCCAACCACGGGCACCAGGCGGAAGAAGAAGGCCAUCGUCGCCCGAAAGGUGAUCAAGAGGAAGCGCGACGUCCUCGAUGCCGACGUGGAGAUCAUCGACACGCGGCAGUGCCGGCGCAUGGCCAGCCUCAAUGCGCAGGCCAUCAUGGCGGCCAGCUACAGUCGGGAGCGGAGCAGCCGCAAGUUCGACAAGGAAUCUCCAUCGUCAUUCUCUUCCUCGUCCUCUUCCUCAUCGUCAACUUCAUCGGCAGCUUCGUGCGAGCUUAAGGUCGUACACCACCACCAUCAGCAGGAGAUUGUUGUCUGCUCAGUGCAGACGAAGACCGUCCACAAGACGGUGCAGGAGAAGGCUGAAGUGCCGGUGUUGCCCAGCGCCCCCAAGGGGCCGCACGGCGACGCGGUGGUCAGGCGCCCGCGCAAGAGCGACGCCAAGGCCGGGUCGUCAACGGCAGGCGACGCGACGGCGUCCUCGUCGGUGGCUGUGAGCGAGUACCGCGAAGUGGUGCGCAUCAACACCACCAAGGAGAUGGCGGUGAAGGACGAGCGGCGCGAGAAGGAGGGUGUCACGCACCUCUACCACUACCACACCAAGGCCACCUGCAUGCAGAUGCAGACGACGUACAGCGGACCACCGAGCCCCGUGCCGUCACACCCCGCAGUGCUGGGCCCUCAGGCACCGGGGUAUGACCGGGGUUUGCACUCGGAGUGUGCAUGGUAUUACGGUCCGCCGUCGUACCCUCCCGCCCUGACAGGUCCGCCACCUCCUCCGCUGGCAGCGGCGGCGGCGCUCAUGCCCCCGCCCACGGCCAGUGCUAGCUCGGCACCAGGUCCUCCUGCCUACGGGGUGAACCACGUCAUGCCCAUGAGCGGGGCGCCCGUGCACCGGCACUACGGUAGCGCCUUCACAGUUCCCCACUAUGGCCAUGCGGUUCCGUACCCACAGGCAGAGUACAUGCCCGGCUACUACCAACCUGCGGGGCCAACGAUCCAACCGCCGCCGCACGACCAGUGCCUCAUUCACAAGCCCGUGCCGUACCACCCGCAGCACCGGCCCGCUCCGGUUCCCCUGCCACCACCACCCCCCGGCGGGUUUGCCUCUCCCCACUGUGCCUCGCCUCUGUGUCCACCGCCCCCUCCCCCGCACUGUUACUCAGAACACAUGCCUUGCAGCCCCCCGCCAGCGCCCCAAGGCAGCACAGCCCCUGGACCCGCCCCUCCCCAGGCCUACCCACCCUAUCGGCCUGGCCCCUACCACACCCAGCCUCCUUUCCAGGCACCGCCCUCCGCCUCCAGCUCGUCCAGCGCUUCGCCCCAAGUGUCGUCCUCCUCCGUGGCACCGCCCCCGGCCCCGCAGCCCCCGUCGACCACCGACUCGUACCAGAUGUCGACGACGGCGUCCGCGGCAGCCGUGCCCAAGUCGGAGCCCGUCACACCACCAGAGACAAAGUCGCCAUCGCAGGGCAACGACUUUUCAGACGCUUCCAAAGCGGCGGGUAAAGAUGGUGGGGCCAACGGCGAGUCGCGAACGACCCCGUUCCAGCCAGAAGCGCAGCUGUCUGUGGCCGAGCCGCUAGUCCUAACAAAGAACGCGCCCAAGCCGUUGUCGGGGAAGGCUGCGGCGACAACGCUGCAGCCGGAGACGAACAUUGCGGCAGUGGAAGCAGUGGUGCCCGUGAAAAAGAGACCGAGGAGCGUGGAGAAGCAGAUCAAAACCGGCACGGUGACGGCGCAGCAGAGGUUGGGCCGAGCCUCUUCGGCAGAAGAGCGAUCGGCAGACAAGAAGAGCACUUCGGCAAAGGCCGUGAAACGGAGCUUCGUGAAGAGCAGCGAUACGGACAAGGUGUGCCUGCCGGCGGCCAAGAACGGCAUCAAGAAAUCCCUGCCAAACCACGUUGCAGCCCUGCGUGUCGCCGAGAAAAAGAGGCAGAGGCUAUCCGUCGGACCAGAAGCGGACGCCCCUCCAACCGAGAAGGAGCCGUCCGAAACGUCAGACAAAGUUCCCUCUUCCGCGUCCGUUGCACCAGUGCACGCGGCGAGCAAGAAAAGUGCCGUCGCAACGAACGCUGCCACCAACGACAGUGAGGGUGUUGUGAGCGAACGUGCCGCGAGUCCGUUGCCGCCGCCGCAGGCCAAGGCACGGAAAGAGAACGGCUCGACCGCCGCGCACUCCUCGGUGGCGGUGACGAAGAAAGUGCAGCUGUCUUCCGCGACUGGUGCGGUGGUGCCCAAAAACUCUUCCCUGCUGCAGGCCAGCAAGACGGCAGUCGUAGUGCUUCCCCCAAGGCUGCUGUUGAGUAGCAACAACAAGCGACCACCACGGAGGAAGUUUGCCCACGGGUGGUCUUGGGACGGCGAGCCCUUCCAGAAGGUCAUCGUCAUGAACAACGAGGACACUCCACGCUUCCGGCUGUGCUUCCCGGCGAUGCGGCACGUCGAGGGCGACGUGAUUCGGGUGCGGGACUGCGUGCUUCUUCGGUCGGGGCCGCGCAAGAUCGACCUGCCGUUUGUGGCCAAGGUGGCGGCGCUGUGGGAGAAUGCGGACGACGGCGAGAUGAUGAUGAGCCUUCUGUGGUACUAUCGGCCCGAGCACACGGACCAGGGCCGGAAGUCGCACCACAUGGAGGACGAGAUAUUUGCCUCCAAGCACCGCGAUGCCAACAGUGUCGCCUGUAUCGAGGACAAGUGCUACGUGCUGACCUUUGCCGAGUACUGCAGGUAUCGAGCGAAAGCAAAGAUGCUCGAAGAAGGCGUCCGGCAACCGGCACCAGUCGUGCCAGACCAGGAAGGUGGCUACCCCCGGCAAGACAGGCUGCCUCCCGGUCGAAUGGACCCGCAGAUGGUGUUCUUCUGCAGGCGGGUGUACGACUUCCGUCAGAAGCGCAUCCUCAAGAACCCUUCCUGAAACCGUCGUGCCCAGAGGUCCGCCCCACCCCUCCCCCCCACUUUCUUCUCCGAGGACAGCUUUAGACAACAGAUGACUCAUCAUUCCGGCACAGCGGUGUGACCCACAGCACAUCCCGCGUUCCGUCUGCUCUAUUUUUUACUCUUGUUUUCCGUUAUUCUUCGUUUGUUUACUCGUGGGUGCCGUUCUCAAAGGGCUCCGAUUGUUCGUCCGGGUUCGGGCAAUAGACGCGAAUGUCGUUGUGCAGUUUCGUGUUUUCAUUGUCGACGAAAAGCGUUGCACACUCCCGCUUGGCACGUGUUCUCGAUGGCAUCUCAAAGGGGUGGAACCGAGCUAUCCGUGCCAUCAGGAAAGACAGCUUGCCAAAGAGCUUGCAACGUGGUGCGGCUCGCAACGAUAGGUUUUGGAGUGCAGCUUUCGUCGCUGUCGAUGCGGACAUAUUUUGGUGUUGCGGUAGCAUUCUUAUGCAGUGCAAUGAGUGGUGAAGCCAGGUGCUUGCGGAUUGGUAUGUGCGAUAAUCUCGUGCAGCUGGAAAUUAGCAAGACGCUGCCAGGGCAUUGCCGGCAGCCACUGUAUUGAAACUGUGCCCACGGUUAGGUGACCAAGUUGAGGGACGUAAUUCGCCACAGAUGUUCAAAACGAAAUGCUGCCCUUUACAGAUACGCCGUUCCUAUGCAGUACGUAGAGCUCUUUCGCCUGUACUUUGUCACUUGGGUUUGUACAUUGCAUCUUUUCUGUGGAAGAAGCGAGCUUUCACCGAGCUUAAUGCAGCACAUUUCGCAGGAAGCCAAAGCUUUGAGGAUUUGAAGGGCAAAUGUCGGAAAACUCAAAACAACCAAAUACCUGAUCAAAAGAUCCGGGUGCAGCCUAAUUCCUUGCAGUAUUGGAGGUUUUGUGGCUGCUACAGUAGAUAGCAGUGAUGGUAAUUCUGCAAAACUGCAGAUGAUGGUAAUUCUGCACAUUUGGUGUUACGAUAAUUGCUACAAAGUUAUGGCCCCUUUCUUUUGGCACAAUCAUCUGCGAAACACUGCUGGAAGUGGAGCCGGUACACGUAAAAAUAUUGGAAGUAAAACGUAGCCGUUACCACGCGCUCUUGUUGUAAUAGAUUUUCAGUGGGGGUGUGCAAAUCCUCGGAAUUUUAAAUACAAAUUGAUUGGCACAUUUGUUCGCUCGGGGCACAUGAAGGAAUAACUACACUUACUGGAGCUUUGAGGGGAACUGAGUGAUGGCCAUGAGGAUUGCUGCUGAGGCUGUGGCGGUGGGGGCACAGGACGCAUUAUUUCUGUUCAUGCAAUGAGAAUGGUUUGCUUUUAGGCAUUCUAGCCUGUGUACAAAUUGGUACAACUUAUUCAGUCUCACCGUGUUUGCAGUUCGUUAAUCAGUUAAUCAGUCUCACCGUGUUUGCGGCCAAACAAAUGCACAGCAGUAUUGUGCUGUAGUAUCACCCUGGUCUUCUUCGACAAACAUAGCACGGCGCAUAACAUGUCUCCGUUCUGUUUCGUGGCUGUCUGCACACCCCUAAGUUUUCUCGUACAAUUAGAAGGCACAAUCAGUUUAGAGUGAUGCUUGUGCACUUGAGCUGUGCCUGUGGUAAAUUUGUUUACACUUUAAUGUGUCCUUGCGUCAACUCGAUUAGUUGCCCGAGUUAAUUGCGAAUUCGUCUUUCGUUAAACAGCCGCAUCUGUAUAUGGCUGGCUGCCAACCCUCAACGACUUCAUUGCGCCCUCAUCGCAAAACUGCUUGCUUGUUUCUUGUGGAAGAGUAAAUUUUUUAUUUUACACAUCGCAGUAUUUCUUCUCGAUCUGCAAAUGUACAAGAAAGGUUGCAAGCUCAUUUAAUCCAAGGCAAGAUCAGAGCACGGAAAUCGUCUUGUAUGGAAAACGCACAGCAAGUGUCUUCUAACGACAAAAACAAAGAACGCCGUAACACUUCAGCUGCCCACAUGGCAGCCUCCACACCUGAAUUCUGUCUUCACAGCAUAUCCCCAUCUUCCUCGCUCCUAGUUUCCGAAAGAGAAUGCUGACGACUGAGAUACGGAGCUGAAACACCUACGACCGUUGGGAACACACCCUGUAAAAAAAAUCGGGAAUGCGGACCAAUCGUGAUCAAACUUGAACAAGCACAGCAUCUAUCGUCAUCCUUCAGGAGAAAUGUACCACAGUCAUCAUUCCCACUGUCAACUGCUGUGUUGCUAAGGCUGCCCUUUUAGAGACAUUCUUUUUUCUCUCGAUCGGCACAAAGUAACCGCGAUGCCGUGCUGCGGCAUUGUGUGUGUCUCAGACAUUGCUGUGGUUGUCGUGCAGUGGCCACAUACGUCGUACGGAGUGUGCGCCUCUGCUUGAACUAUGUUCCACUCACAGUGAUACCCAGCUUGCUAAAAAAAAAAACACGAGCAACAUUGAAUCAAUGUGCGCUCACACCAUUGGGAGCCAUUCAAAGAGGCACAGGCAUUAUUAGCAGUUCAGUGGCGCCCUCAUGCUUCUCUGCCUGAAGUUCUGGUAUGUGCGGGUAUGGACGGGGUGUGCUUGUGCCGGAACUCGUGUCAAUAAUUUCUUGUGAAAAGUUUAUUUUUCCGCCACCGUGAAUCUGCUGUCUGCGCGCUCUUUGCGAUUCCGAAACCUAGGUGCAUCCUCGGUUUUUUUUUAAGCUUAGUUGUGCACUGCAGUUCAACACGGCGCCACUUGGCAUCGGCUGCUACAAAUGCAAUGGAAUUACUGCAGCGGCACAAAUGAACACUUCUAGCGAAUUCCGCGAGCUUUUGCCGCUAGGAUUUCCUCGUCCGCCUGCUUUAUUUAAAUCUCGCCGUAUGCCUUAUUUUUUGCUCUACAUUGUACAAAGAAGCACCCAGCUAAUUUUUUUAUACGUUAUCACUUUUCUGUCGUGUUUGCCCGGGAUUGGUGGUCGUACGCACUGUGCCACUAAUCCGGACCUUCUUUUUCCUCCCUGCAUUUAUGCAACUGAGACAAUGCCUACCUAUAUAUAUAAGUACAUAUAUAAAUAUAAAUAUAUAUAUAUAUAAUAAAGUAUAUGGAGAUGCACACAUUGCGUUAGUCAGUCAUCAAGCUGUUAGUGUGGGCAACUUCAGAUUCUUCUUUCACGCCCCCCCUCCUCCAUUUUAUUUACCUUUUUUUUUUUACUGCACAAGGACUUUAAUAUAUACACUUGUUUUCUGCACAUUUCUGCUGCCUGUAGAAUUUUUGCCCUUGUUUCAUUAUGUGCUGCGUGUGUCUUUACAUUGACAUGUAUAUGUAUACUUCAUUAGCUCUGUGCUUUUCAGAAUGGAAUGUGUCCGUAAAGGUUCAGACCCACUUAUUUAUUCUUAAGUGAUUCACUUGCCCACAUUUUAAAAAAAACACCCAUUUUUUUGUAUAAAUAUUCAGGUGAACCUCACGAGGAAGUCUCAUAUAGCACGAAAUUAACACUUCAUUGUGUUUAAAAUGUGCGCAGUUGGUAAGAGACUGAUUUAAAUCGAAUUUGUUACGUUCAGUAAUUUGCUAUAUCCUUGCAUGCUAUAUCUAAGUUGAACUGUUAUCGGAAAGCUUAAAGAGAACGCUGCAAGGUGGACAUAACAGGGGUAACUAGCCCAUCUUGGAUCCAUAAGCCAGUUCCUUAUCUGCGGCUUCGUCGGAGCAGGUGCGAGAUUCUUUUGCGGCCAACUUGAUGCGAGACACUUUACACGAGUGUUUCAUCGUUUUUCUUGUUUAUGUCUACACAGGGGUCAGUUGUAGCAGUCUUCUGAGCUGUGUCUGAUACGAGGGUCCACUCUGUAUUUAGGCCUGUGUGUAAAUGUGACACGGAAAUAAAAAAAUCACUUCCCCGCGUUUUAACACCUACGACCUGCUUAAAUUAGGGAGCUUCCGGCACACUGCACUGCCGAGACCAGCGUUUUGGGUUGACGAAACGACGCUUUCACGGCAGCUGUUAAGCGACUCCUGCGCAAGUUGGGUACUAGGUAGACCUUGCCAGUUAAUUGCCAACAAAGCGCGUUGCUCGUCAAGCCCGACAGCCCUCAUUUCGGAGAGGGAUUAUUUCGAGCUGCGUGUUGACGACUGCGGCGGGUUUGCGAGUCUGGGUUACUCGGUCGUGUGGGACCCGCUCGAUAAAAACUGUUCAGAUGUCUCUAAGCUUGCUAGUGGGUAGUCUUUUUAUUCUUGGUUAGCGCUUGUGUGGUGUGUCUGGUGCAACAGCUUGUGGUAUAUCUGCUGCAGUGUCGCUUGCUCGCUGUGUGUUAGCCUUGUGGUGACUUUUCGUUGUUUUCUAUCGCGUUCUAAAGACAGCGGGCCCAGCACAAAUCCUUGUGCCUGUGUAGUGGGGCAAGUGUGGGCCCCACCUCUGCAUGCUGUGCUGCUGUAAGGGUCAGUGCAAACAAGAAUUAUUGCUAUAGGUCGUUGUCCUUCAGAAUGAUGCAGUGUUGUCUUUCGGACCUGAUGCAGAAUUUUUUGUGUGUUAUAACUUUGCUUGGACUCGCGAAUGCCUUUCGCUUGCAAAUUUUUGUUCAGCAGUUUCAGCUGCCGCUUCGCGCUCAAUAUUAAAUGAGGAAAUUGACUGGGCUAACCUCAGAAGUAAGGUUUAGUGGUUAUUGUCACAGGCUUUAAAGCGUUAGGCCUAGCAAGGACUAGUUAGUCCUAGCUAGGACUAACACAGUGUUGCAGGCUCUCAUACGCCUUGAUCCUUUUGUAUCAGCUGGGACAGACGUGCCAAGAAGUGAUGGUACUGGUCGCUACGUUUUUACGCUGCCAUUGUUCAUACGGUGCAGUGCAAAUCCCUGGGUGACGCGCUGGCAACGUGGCUGUCACAUCCCCGCUAUUCAUAAAUGUAGUGAAACCACUAGUUUCCAGGAUUAACCCGCAAAUUUAUAAUUCGGCGUUGAUUAAACUUGGGGGUGACGGAUACACCGUCGACAUCACCAUAGCUUGUGAGCUGGCUCUGAUGAGUUUGUCACUUCAUUCUUUCAGAUUUCACUCAGGUACUCUUUUGUUUGUUGCAUUUUGAGCUUCGUGAAAUGGUCAGGUGGUUUUUUAAAUCAAAAUUUCGGACGUUUCAGUAGUAUCUGCUUGACAGCUACAUGGCAGAGUAACCUUCCAACUUUGAAACGUCUCUUCCUUGAUUUUCUGCCCUCUCGCAAGUACCAUCGAUUAGCUUUUAGUAGCUGCUUGCUUUGUCUGAAAGGUGUAUCGCAUUUGUGGGCAAAGCCAUGUCCUUUGAUGUGUUCCAAGUUAAACCGGAAUUUUGAAUGGGACUGCACCGUUCGAUAUGAUGCAGAAUGACACGGCUGGGCACAUGCAGAAUCCGCUUUUUGCGUUUCAAGCUGUAAAGUCCACUCUCUCAAUCGAUCAGCUAGACUACCCCCUUGCACAUUGUAUGUCGUGUGUGAAGUCACCGAAGAAUGCCCAUCUGUGAUAGGUAGUAGUUUAUACAUUGGUGACGCGAGCGAACGCCGUACUUGGUGGCGUCGGCCGGCAUUUUUUUUUUUCUUUCUUUUCGCGGCGGCGCCGGGAUGGUGGGAGUGUUUAGACCGCGGCGCCAUAUUUGUGCCGCCGCUCGGCGUCCUUCCGAUGCAGACGACAACCGCGCGGACUUCUGCGCAUUGUCGUCUGCUCAACACAGUGCCGAUCGUCUGUCUGCGCGGCACAGACGCGUCGUAGCAGACGACGCCAAUAUUUUCUCUUUAUUUUGGCGGUUUUCUGACGCGGCCGCUUUGCGAGAGGAAUCGAGAAGAAGCGCUCUCUCCCUUGGGAGCACUGCCUAUAUAAUAUAUCUAUGUGCGACACAUUUUGAGUAUAUCUAUAUAUACUAUGUGUGUAUCGAUAAGUGUGCCUCUGCGAGUGGCUUAGAAAGCAGUUCUGGUGGUCUGUUAUACCUUGCGGUGUACUUUUCCCUCUCCAGUUACUACUAACCUCCUUGCCGAGUCGGCAGCCUAAGUGUGUUUUUCGCCAACCCUUUCUUUCGCCACCCCAUCUUCAUUUUAUCACUGCGUUAAUUGUUUUUGCCAGAUCAGUUUGUUCGUGGAUUUAUCUGUGUUGUUGAACGAUGCCUGUUCCUCUUUUUCCCCUUCACAGAAAAAUCGAAAGUGCAUUUGAUAAUGAGAGUAAUAAAAAGAAUGAAAAGAAAA